ACACCAGGAAAAUUUAGAUGGUCUAUUGAUCAACUUGCUCUAAUAAAUCCCAUGGAAAUUGACUCGGAAGAUGUUCGACGCCAAGCAAUGUAUUUGAGUCACGCUAGAAUUGAUAAGGAAACAGAAGACAGAAGGCAAAGAGCCAUUGAGGAGUUUUUCACAAAAAGACUCAUAGUGCCUUCUCCUUGGACUGAACAUGAAGGCAAGCAAGUUUCUCAGUUUAAUUCAACUAAAUCCAUAGAUCUAAGUAACAUUUCUCCAAUUGGAAGACAGCUAACUUUGCAGCCUGGGAAAAGUAAUGCUGCUUGCCAGACAGUACUGUCUUUGCCAGUGGAUUUUAAUUUAGAGAAAAUACUGGGUGAAUAUUUUCGAACUGAUGAAUUUGCAGAUCAAUCUCAGGAAAAUCUGAGCUCUUCAUCACUCAGAAGAAAGCUGUUUUUGGAAGAAAAUGGAAGCGUGUCUGAGUGUUUGUCCCCUUCUCUGCAUAGUCCAUGUGGUGGUCAGCCACUCGGGGUGCUCUGUUCAAUAGACAUCUCUCCAGUCCGGUGCAGAAGCCCUCUGGAAACAUCUAGUUCAGGUCAAUUUUCGUCAAGUCCUAUUCAGGGAGGAGCAAGGGCUUAUAGUCUGGGAAGUAUAACCAGUCCCACGUUUCCAGAGGGAUCUCCUGCACAUAAUGGUUCUCCUACCUUUUCACCAGUUGCUUUUCACAUAAGAAAGACACCGCUGUCAGACCAAAGAAAGUUUACAUUUCGUUCUCCAGAUAUUCCUCCUCCCUCAAAUAGAAUGACACCCCCAAGUACAAGAAGUCCUUACAUAGAAGGCUGUUCUCCAAUUAAAAAUUGCUCUCCUAUGAGGCUGGGAGCAUAUAGAGGAACUGCCCAAUAUCAGACUUCUGUCAUUAGGAUACCGAUUGCAGUUGAGAAUCACGGUGAGGAUGAGGAAGACAAGGAAAAUGCUGCUCCAGCAGAAGCUCUGUUCCCAGAAAUGGAUAAUGGGAUAAACUUAUGUCAGCAAGACGGCGAUACCUUUGCACGUGGUACACGUCUGGUGGUAGCAACUGUGUCUAUUGCACCAGAUCGCUCGGAAACUUGUCAUCAAAGGUUGUCAUUUCAGGAUACAGAAGGCUCAAAGGAAAAUAAUACUGUGGAUAUGGCUGAUGCAGCUGAAGUGUCAGAGGAAAACGCUUGGAUGAAAGAAACGAUUGGCAAUAGCAAUGAACCAAUGGCCAGCUUCAUGACAGGGAUUACUUUCAGUAUUGAAAACUCACGCAUGUGCAUGUCACCUCUUGCAGAAAGUAGUGUAAUCCCUUGUGACAACAGUAGUAUUCAGGUGGACAGUGGUUAUAACACACAGACUUGUGGAAGCAGCAUUAUGGAUACUGUGGGGGCUGAAAACAGCUGCAGAGAAAAUGAUGUGAAUACUAACGUGUUCCAGAAUAGAUCUCAGCUGCUUAGAACAAAG
This is a messenger RNA of Mesitornis unicolor (brown roatelo), 1461 nucleotides long. RefSeq names its product bora, aurora kinase A activator (gene BORA). The transcript is spliced from 9 exons. The record is from RefSeq and is a predicted model, not a curated record. Gene Ontology annotation, biological process: activation of protein kinase activity; regulation of mitotic nuclear division; regulation of mitotic spindle organization. NCBI's taxonomy places the organism in Eukaryota, Metazoa, Chordata, Aves, Mesitornithiformes, Mesitornithidae. The annotation marks the transcript as partial. Gene Ontology annotation, molecular function: protein kinase binding. Gene Ontology annotation, cellular component: nucleus; cytoplasm.